Vavraia culicis subsp. floridensis is the source of this 929-nucleotide messenger RNA. RefSeq lists its product as uncharacterized. The transcript has a single exon. The record is from RefSeq and is a predicted model, not a curated record. Lineage: Eukaryota; Fungi; Microsporidia; Pleistophoridae. Gene Ontology annotation, molecular function: ATP binding; DNA clamp loader activity; ATP hydrolysis activity. Gene Ontology annotation, cellular component: nucleus; DNA replication factor C complex. Gene Ontology annotation, biological process: DNA-templated DNA replication; DNA repair. The coding region runs from base 1 to 912 and encodes 303 amino acids.
AUGCUCGAAAACCUGUUAACAGAAAAGUACAGACCCAAAGAGAUUGAUAACGUAGUCGGAAACCAAGAGACGAUAAAAUCCAUACAAAGCAUCUUGAAUGCCAAUUCUAUGCCACAUUUACUAUUUAACGGGCCAUCUGGCACCGGUAAAACUACAGUGGCCAAAAUAAUUGGCGAAAAAAUCGUAAGCGAUAAAAAGCAUGUUUUAGAGUUGAAUGCAAGUGAUGAAAGAGGGAUAGACACCGUAAGAACAACCAUAAAAAACUUUUCGAUGCGACUGAGCACGGGUCUUAAGGUCAUCAUCUUAGAUGAGUGUGAUUCUAUGACGGUUGCUGCGCAACAGGCGAUGAGAAGAACCAUGGAAAUGUGUACCGGGGAUUGCAGGUUUAUUCUUGUGUGUAAUAAUAUCCAAAAGAUAUCAGAGCCUAUUCAAAGUCGAUGUGCCAUAUUCACGUUCAACAAAAUAAAAAACGAAGAUAUGAAAACCAGAUUGAACGAGAUUGUAGCCAACGAAAACUUGAAUUUAUCGGAAGAAGCGCUAAAUACCAUCUUGUUUCUAUCAGACAGUGAUAUGCGGCAGGCGAUAAACAUUCUGCAAUCCGCUCUCUACUCAAAACAAGUGGAUGAGAAUGCAAUUUUAAAGAUAACUGGACAGCCUUCGCCUAAGCUAAUAGAAAACAUCAUAAUUUUACUCCUUAAGAAUAAAAUGGCAGAGGCGUUGAGUAAAUUUGACUGCAUUUGGGAGGAUGGUUAUGAUCCCCAAGAUUUGUUGGUGUCCUUUUUUCGGGUAGCCAAGAAUAUGGACAAUUACGAGAUUUUGAAGUGUAUUUCAAAAUAUCAGCUGAGAUUAUUCGAAGGCGUAGGGUCAAAAUUGCAGUUCUACUCGCUCCUGCGUGAUAUUUCUUUCGUUUGAUUAAACCAAUGCUGCCA